CAAUCACAGCGCAUGUCCUCUUGCGAAGAGAACCAUACACGGCGACCCGGCGGCUACAGCAGGCUAUCGCUUCUCUGCCACCGGGCUAAUAUGAGCCUUUAAUUGAGAGUUAAGACAUUAAACCGGAUGCCUCUAUGAUCCAGCUAACAUUACAGCGAGAUAUACAGUGUUCAGUUUGCACAAGAGGUGAGCCAUGGCUGAACCGAACGCCUCCCGCCCCCAAAGGAAGAUGUCCACCGCUGGGGAGAGUGUGUACAAGGUGCUUGGCCUGGAGAAAGGAGCGACAGCUGAGGACAUCAAGAAAGCAUACAGGAAACUAGCCUUGAAGUACCACCCGGAUAAGAACCCAGACAACCCAGACGCAGCAGAGAAGUUUAAGGAGAUUAACAACGCCAACUCUAUUUUAAACGAUGAGACCAAGAGGAAGAUCUAUGACGAGUAUGGCUCCAUGGGCCUGUACGUGUCUGAGCAGUUCGGAGAGGAGAGCGUCAAAUAUUACUUCCUCAUGUCCAAAUGGUGGUUUAAGGGUCUGGUGCUGUGCUGCACGAUGUUCACCUGCUGCUGCUGUUGCUGCUGCUGCUGUUUCUGCUGUGGGAAGUGUAAACCACCUGACGACGAUGACCACUACCAGUACGUGGACCCUGAAGACCUGGAGGCACAAAUCAAAGCAGAGCAGGACGGAGGAAAGUGACGGAGCGGAUGAGCCUCAACUAGUGAAAGCAGCCUCUCGAGCCCCUUCUAUGAUCCAGCCACAUUCACCCGCUGCCAGAGAUCAACCAGCCCAAAGCCACCAGCCACCCCAGGCCCACACCUUAAUCCUGGCUCCUUAACCCACCUGAUUUAUCCACUGGACAACACCUGUAAGGUGGGCACCUAAAGCCCCCACCCCUUCCCCCUCCUCCUCCUCCUCCUCCACGGAAAUAAAGUUACGGAGGAGUAUUGAUGCUCUGAAAAUGCUAAGACCCCCACGGAUUUGUUGAAUCCCAUUUCUCCUUCUAGCUUGCCACAUACUUUAGCUUAGCCUGAGCUAGAUGUGAUCCAACAGUGUCCAUCAUCCGGGGUUAGGCUUGGCAACAUGCCUGGACUCCUCACUAAUCUGUUCCCGUCAUCCCAUUACAACCAGUAAGGAUGUGACGCUGGAAGAUGGCAUGAACGGGGGAGAUAAGCGGGCAAAGGACAUCGUGGAAAGGCGAUCCUCAUCAUUUAUUUAUUUGCGAUCCAGACCAGGAUUGAAAUAGUCUCUAUCACAACCUCCCCUGCGUCUCCCUCCGAUGUGGACGUUCGUGACCAACAGGAGCACUUUUUUUUUU
Perca flavescens (yellow perch) is the source of this 1310-nucleotide messenger RNA. It is a transcript of the gene dnajc5ga, whose product is annotated as DnaJ (Hsp40) homolog, subfamily C, member 5 gamma a. The record is from RefSeq and is a predicted model, not a curated record. NCBI's taxonomy places the organism in Eukaryota, Metazoa, Chordata, Actinopteri, Perciformes, Percidae. Bases 194 to 691 code for a protein of 165 amino acids. The transcript is spliced from 6 exons.